Messenger RNA from Chaetura pelagica (chimney swift), 1109 nucleotides. It is a transcript of the gene CDK2AP1, whose product is annotated as cyclin-dependent kinase 2 associated protein 1. Gene Ontology annotation, cellular component: nucleus; cytoplasm. The record is from RefSeq and is a predicted model, not a curated record. Lineage: Eukaryota; Metazoa; Chordata; Aves; Apodiformes; Apodidae. The coding region runs from base 27 to 299 and encodes 90 amino acids. The transcript is spliced from 3 exons.
GGAGUGUUCACUCUCCCUCCACAAGUAUGGCAACGUCUGCGCAGUAUAGACAACUUAUAAAUGACUACGGGCCCCCCUCUCUAGGCUACACACAAGGGAUGCAGGGUACCAGCAGCAGUCAAGUACCGCAGAGCAAAUACGCAGAACUUCUAGCUAUCAUAGAAGAGUUAGGAAAAGAGAUUAGACCCACUUAUGCUGGGAGCAAAAGUGCCAUGGAGAGACUAAAAAGAGGCAUUAUCCAUGCUAGAGGGUUAGUCCGGGAAUGCCUGGCUGAGACGGAACGAAACGCAAGGUCCUAGCCCACUGAUCCAGUUGCAAGAUCUUCCAUCUCUUACUGAAGAAAAACUAACACUUGUUCCUUUUGACUCUUGAAACAUUCAGACAAAUUCCUUUAUUUUGAAUGUUUUACCUUUCUGGUUUUGCUCUGACAAAAAAUGUAUAGUUAAGAAAGAGAAAACAAGGAUUUUUCAACUUCCUGAGGGUUUGCAUUUUGUAAAGAGGUUAAAACUCCCUAAAACAUUUCUAAACCAGGAAGACUGAACUGCAUGCAGAGGAAUGUUCUUUCUCUUCCAGCCUAUAUUUCAGUUCUCUUCUUAUCCAGCCACAGUUCCAUUCUGUUUUGCUUUUUUUUUUCCUUUGACUAUAUUCACUUAACCCCAAACCAUCAAUCUUUUAAAGUUUGACACAAGCUCUAAGGAUUUUUGUUACUAACUGCAGAAUAGCAUGUUGUGCCUCGUAGUCUGCUAAGUCACAGUUUGUCAUACAGCCUAGACCCUGCUUAGAAACAACCUCCCCCUCCUCUUUAUUUUUCCUUUUUCGUUCAUUUUGCAUAAACAUUUGCAUGACUGUUAGUGCUUUGAAGUCCAUUUAAAGUGCAUGAGUUAUAUGGAAAACAGGGAAACCUAUUAAGUAAUAACAAGGUCCUGGAAAGCUAAUUUCUACAUUAAGGCUGGAGAUUUCAGUUUAAAGUUUGCCAAAAAAAAAGGAAAAAAAAAGAAAAAAAAAAAAAGAAAAUUCUGGAUAAAUUACUAAAACUGUUAUUUGCAUCUUUGUAUGUAUUUAUUACUUGACGUAAUAAAGCUUAUUUUCAUUAACAAUUUGUAUUAAAA